Pisolithus orientalis is the source of this 483-nucleotide messenger RNA. RefSeq lists its product as uncharacterized. The coding region runs from base 1 to 483 and encodes 160 amino acids. Gene Ontology annotation, molecular function: DNA-binding transcription factor activity, RNA polymerase II-specific; transcription cis-regulatory region binding. The transcript has 2 exons. The record is from RefSeq and is a predicted model, not a curated record. Gene Ontology annotation, biological process: regulation of DNA-templated transcription. Gene Ontology annotation, cellular component: nucleus. NCBI's taxonomy places the organism in Eukaryota, Fungi, Basidiomycota, Agaricomycetes, Boletales, Pisolithaceae.
AUGCAGUAUGCUCAACUUGCAGCUGGCACGGCACUCAUAUCAGGCCCGAAAAAUGAGGAGAUCUGUUCUGCGUACCUGCUCGUGCAGUUAUAUCCGGUGCCUCCGAAACAUUGGGAAGAAGAUCGGGGAUGGAUAUAUCUUGGCGUUGCCAUCUGUAGGAUCGCGCAAGACAUCAAUCUCAACUGCCCCAUGACUGCGAAGCCCCUCAACCAGCAUCACACACGUCGUCUCCUCAGCCGUACACAAAUCUGGUUGAAUUGUUUCAACUUGGAUCGGUCCACGGGUACCCAGUAUGGCAAGCGGGCGAUCAUCCCAAAUUCGGACUACGUCGCUCGACACUGUGAUAUGUGGUGGCAAUUGUCGCCCUAUGAUCUCAGUGGAUUUGAUAUCCAAACAUGCAUAUAUAACAUGGAGCUGAGGUUAAUGGCGGUUUUCAUGGCGAAGAUAUAUAGCGACCGGGUUCUUCAACACCCUCCUCUCUGA